Spirometra erinaceieuropaei is the source of this 1789-nucleotide messenger RNA. The record is from the annotation of a GenBank genome assembly. NCBI's taxonomy places the organism in Eukaryota, Metazoa, Platyhelminthes, Cestoda, Diphyllobothriidea, Diphyllobothriidae.
CUGGUGAUUCCGAAUUGCUAUAGGAUUGUUCUGCAUGCUAAUCAGUAUUACAACCCCCCUAAGUAAUCCUUCCUAAUCGAAACACAUUUCAGAAUUUCGGCCAACAUUUCAUGAGAUCGUUCACGCACUGUACGUAGGUGAACUUCAUAGGGGGCCACAUUAAUGAGGAACCAUUACGGCCCGAGUCAGUUCCCACACAGUUGGUGUUGCCCAAUCGAUCAGCCCAUCUCUCUAGUCCGGCUUUCUAGCGUGCUGCGAUAGUUAACUGCGCUCGCGAGGGACCUCUGCAGGAUCGACUCCUCGUAUGCGGCGGUGGCCUAUCCGAGUCUAACAGUCUAGUGAUGCGAUUUCGCACAGCGACUGGUGGGGCGUUAAGCCUCAGUAUAACAGUUACCACACGCCUCUGAGGCAAUAACCAAAUGCCCGCGCAAACGCAACGCGUGCUACAAGCCGAUGUGGCCUUGGUUUCGGCUUAACUCAACGACGGCGACACAGGCCUUUAGGGAAGCAAACACGCGAUAGUUCGCUCUUCCUUAUCGGCAGUAACUAACUUAACCGCAGAAGCUUAAGUACUGAACGAGGCUUUAGCUCUCGUGAAAAGGUCCGUGUCUGGAAAGUAGAUGCGACACUUGGAGUCGCGGAAACAUGUGGAACAGGCUGUUUGGAUCUGAAAACUAUUAAGCGUUCCUCCUGAUAGCUUUUCCCCAUUUGUAUCACGACAACUGCAUGGAUACCCAAUCAGAUCAGUGCAGUGCCAAAAGGUGCGGCAGCACUGUAGACAGGUUGGCGUUUGUCAUUUGUGUCUCCCAGGGGUGUGGGGGUUGCGAUGACCGCGGUGGUGUCCGACAGUGACAGUGCGUGAUUGAAAAGUACUGUCUUAUGAGGGUCAUGCAAGAGCGGCGUUCUCAGAAACUUUGAGUACUCAGAGACGCGAUGAAUAGUUUUGGAGUGGCUACACCCCGUGACUACAUAUAGUUCAGUGUAUUUAGGAGUAAAAGAUGAUGCCUUUCAGUACCCUCUUGAAAACGAUGCAUACCAUAUUCGUGUUGAAAUAAGCAUGUUACUAAAUUGUUGCCAGUAGCAUUCGUUUUACAUAACAUUAUUUCAAAAGUGUGGGGCUGCGACCAGGGCACCCUCAGUUGUGGAGGAUAACGUGGGCAGGUCCAGUUCCUUGCUCCCUUCCACACUCCACUUUCUUCAUUUCCAGGCUGUAAAUGCUACAUAUCUACUCCAGCGAGCUUUCUUGCCGGACUCACCUUAGUGCAAAAGUUUUACUGUCCAGCUUAUAACUAAUAAGUUCAAUGAAGGACCAUGUCCUUCCGCGUAGAAGGGCUAGCUUGCCCCACCAAGUUUUUAACUAAGAAUAGACAACCUCGACCACUCGCAUUCUUCUUUGCCCUUUCCCAACUUUAUUCUCCCUCCGCCUCCCCCUUCCCUUCUGUGUGCAGCUUUGCACCAACUUAUCAGACCUGCGAGGCCAAGACCCUGACAGCCUCUGCCUCGUAUCAGCAGCCGGUCUUCAGCCAGCUUCCACCAGUCGCUUCUGAUCGUCGGGGCCCGCCGGCAGCACCCCUGCCUACGGCUCGUCAAUCCUGUCUCCUCCAGUCGGACUCCGUUUUUAUUCCCCUGCGUGAGUCCACUAACAGUCCCAGCUCCUCCGGUUCGCCGCAACUACAACCAACUGUACGCAAGGCGGCCCUCGCACAACGCUCCGCCUCCUGCGCCCUCGUGGACUGCUGCGUCAGCCCGGUCUUGAUCCCAGCCAGUGCAGGCUCUGAUUCGGCAACCG